This is a messenger RNA of Penaeus indicus, 1726 nucleotides long. RefSeq names its product receptor expression-enhancing protein 5-like. Lineage: Eukaryota; Metazoa; Arthropoda; Malacostraca; Decapoda; Penaeidae. Bases 96 to 671 code for a protein of 191 amino acids. The record is from RefSeq and is a predicted model, not a curated record. The transcript has 4 exons.
CUAGUCUUUCAGUCCAGUCACUGUCAGCAUCAGCAUCAAAUCAAGUGCUUUACAUAUUAGUAGUGUUAGGAGACCUGGGGGAAAAAGCUGACAAAAUGACCAAGGAAAACGUAAAGGGCAAGAAGGAGGGAGAAGUUGAAAUGUCAAUACCAGAUGCAAUUAUUUGGGCUGCAAAGGAUAUUGUGAAUGAUCCAAGGUUGUCAAAUCUCACACAGGAAAAGUACAUACCUAUGUGGAAGUAUGGUGCCCUUGCUCUAACCAGUGUAUACCUGGUCUUCGGAUGGGGUGCUCAGUUGAUCUGCAAUGCCAUUGGAUUUGUGUACCCUGCAUACUGCAGUAUCAAAGCCCUCGAAUCUGUGAGGAAGGAAGAUGACACACGCUGGCUGACUUACUGGGUUGUCUUUGCCCUGUUCUCUGUGUGUGAAUUCUUCUCGGAUCUGCUCCUGUCGUGGUUCCCAUUCUACUGGCUGGCUAAGUGCUUGUUCCUGGUAUGGUGCUUCAUGCCAGUCUCCUGGAAUGGCUCGGAAUUCAUCUACAACCGUGUCAUCAAACCUGCAUUCAUGAAGCAUCAGCAGGAGAUCGACACAGCCAUGUCCAAGGUGACCGACAAGAUCAACGAGCUGGCUGACUCUGCCACACGAGUUGCUGCUGAUGCCAUCAAGAAGGAUUAAGGUGACUUUAGUUGGUGUUGUCUAGGUUUUACAUUUAUACAACCAAUAAAAUAUUAAGUACUUUGAUUUGAGUUCAUUGUGGCCUUUGUAUAAAGGGUAUGAAGAAAGUCGACAGUGCAAGAUAAGUACAGUCAUGGAUAAAAGACAUGAAGCUUUGACACCUUCCUAACCUAGAUAAUAAUAGUCACAUUAUUUGGAUGUUUGAGAUAUAAUUCAAAGCCUGUGUGACUAGUUUUUGCCAUGACUGUACUUAGUGUGCUACAUAAUUUUACAUCUUCAGAGCUGAAUUCUUAUGAUGUGAUACCAGUGUUAGUUAUAUUUCUUGCAUGCAGGGAUUAUUUGUUCUCUUUCAUAAUAUUUUUCAGUAUUCUUGAGUUUUUCUGAAAAGACUCACUAAUAAUAAUGGAUCUAUUGAAUCUUUCUCCUUUGCACGAUAAGUAAAAUACUCAAGAGUAUGUAAUAGAUUUAUAAAUUUGAAUAUAAAAUAGCCUUUCCUUUACAGGAGAAACUAGGUGUGUUGCUUGCGGAAGAUUAAAUGGUUGAACAUAUUCUUGCCAUCCAUAUGCUGAAGUUAUAGAAGAGAAUGUGAAUAAUUAGCUGGUUCUAUUGAGACUGAUGUACAUAUUUUUUUUGUUAGCUUAUGAGCUUUUUCACAGAUGCACAUCUUUUUCAUGAAAGAUUUUCAGACAGUAGUCUAGUCAAAUUUGAUGCUAACACUCGAGUAUUAUUAUCUCUUCUUGGUUUGAAGGAAUGGGUCCUUUUCCAUUCUUUGUUUAAUAGCCUAAGGACUUUUACAAAGGAAAAUUAUCUUUUCUUAAGGUGUAUUCUCCUUUUGAAUUAUACAUAAAGGAAAAAUAUAAACGUGUUGCUAUAUUUUCUUUGUGAGUUGGGUGGUUACUGUCUUCCCAUGCACAUCCCUUGUUUCUUUGCACAAGUAUUCUUUAAAGACCAAAGGUUUGUUAAGGCUGUAAAAUGAUGAUGCAUAACUUCAAUAUGUAUACUUUUCAUAAUGGGCAUUAUCUUUCAUUCUAGGAAUAAACUUUUCCAAUUUAUAA